This is a messenger RNA of Rubroshorea leprosula, 884 nucleotides long. Lineage: Eukaryota; Viridiplantae; Streptophyta; Magnoliopsida; Malvales; Dipterocarpaceae. The record is from the annotation of a GenBank genome assembly.
ACUUAUCCCUUACCUCUGCAAAGCCAGAUCUGGGUUCUCUCUCAAUCUUUAUCUUCUUCCUCCUUUCCUCCUCCCUGCUCAUCUUCUUCUUCCUUUCUUUUUUUUUUUCUCUCUCUCUUCUCCAUUCUUCUUCCUCUCUUAAACCCAGAUCUUAAACCCAGAUCUGAGUUUUUCUCAAACCCAGAUCUGGGUUUAGUCACAUAAAUUAAGAAGAAGUUGGUGAUAAUAAGAAAAUGAAGAUCGACCACGCGCUUGGGACUGUCAAGUCCAAUGGCAUCCAGAAAGUUCUCGCUCUCCGUGGAGAUCCACCUCAUGGCCAGGACAAGUUCGUCAAGGUUCAAGGUGGAUUCGCGUGCGCUCUCGAUCUGGUGCAACACAUCAGAAGAAAAUACGGUGAUUAUUUUGGUAAUACUGUUGCUGCAUCUAUCUAUUUUGCUUUACCAAAAAUUAAAAAGAUCAUUGUUUCUAUAAGAAUCAUAUCACCCCAUAAAUGGGAAUUCAAUCCAGCUAUUGAGAUUACUGGUUUUCGUAGUUUGCACUGCGGCGCCGUCGUGCGUUUGCUUGGAGGACCGCCUCCUGGUUGGAAUGACUCUGGUUCGAGACGCCGCCGCUCAAGAAGCCUUUUGCUUGGACGGCAGUUUGCCGGCACAUCAUCUCCACAGAGGAUUCGGCGCCGGAGAAGACAAUUGGCUUCUUCAAUUCGAGAUCCAAAGAAAGGGACUUACUUGAGGUUCACCUCUGUGAACAUCAAGACCGGCUUCAAGUUCGCCAGAGUGAAUAGCCGGGUCAGCAGGUUUGCUUUUGUUGGAAGUUGAGGUGGUGGCGGUGAAUCUGUGCGGAAGAACUUGAUCAUUGCGGCCUGUAAAUAGACCCUGGUACAGCCU